Molecule: messenger RNA, 1317 nt
Organism: Acanthopagrus latus (yellowfin seabream)
Lineage: Eukaryota; Metazoa; Chordata; Actinopteri; Spariformes; Sparidae
Product: chromatin target of PRMT1 protein-like
Exons: 6
Coding region: 391-1083 (230 amino acids)
Source: RefSeq, a predicted model, not a curated record
GAUGUCAUAAGAAUUAUGGGAGAUGUUGCUAAGUCAGCUAACUUUAGCCCGUUUAAAGUCGCAUUCUUGAAUAAAUAAAUACAUAAAAGUUCGCAUUCUUUAGUGCUGUAGCGUCCAGUGGAUUCUGCAGUUUAUUCAAACGUUGUGAAGUUGAUUUGGGACGUUGCUGGAACAGUUUAAUGUAUAGAAACAUCUGGAAACGUCUCAAAGGAACCGAGCUGCGUGACCUCAACUCAACACAUGGACAGCUAGCUGAUUAGCAUCGCGGUCAGUUAGCUACUGAGCUCACCUGACCUCGCGGAAGAUACCAGGUGUCUGCUUCACGGCAAAGCCCGCAGGUGAACGGUUCGCCUCAGCUGUGUGUCUCUAACCUGUGUUGUGUUGAGCAGAAUGAGUCAGACAAGCAGCAGACUGACGGGUCCAUCAGAACCAGGCCCCUUAUACCUCAGAGGGUCCUCCACACUUUCUCUUAAUGAGCGCUUCUCUCAGGUGGCAGUGGACCAGUUGACCCAGCCCAGGAUGGUGACCUUUGACCCCAUCCAGCUGCAGCAGAGGACGGGGUCAACGCCGCUGGUCCUGCUGCUGAAGGGAGAGGCAUCGCUGCUGCCCGAUCUGCAGACUCGCGACCCGUCUGUGAGGAUGAAGCAGCACGUGAAGAGGAGGAGCGUGUGGACCCGACUGGGCUGGCAGAAGGUGACUCGCCGCCGCUCGGCCUCCGGACCUCGAGGCUUCUGGAGCUUCAGGAAUAAAUACAGAUGGAGAGCAAGGUUCUGCUCCACCUGCAGGAGACGAGGGAACCUGUGCAGUGAUCUCAGGCAGCGUCGCCUCCUGAAGAACGGGACUGCAGGACGAACACACCUGCAGAGGGACGGGGCUGCUGCCUCCAGGGGGCGUGUCCAGAUUAAAGCUGAUGUACCAACAAAGAAGCAGCUGGACGCUCAGCUGGAUCAGUACAUGUCCGCGUCCAGGAGCCGUCUGGACGCUCAGCUGGACGAGUACAUGUCCCUGAGUAAGAGCCGUCUGGAUGCUCAGCUGGACGAGUACAUGUCGAUGGCGGGACGGACGGACCUGCUGUGGGACUGAUGGACUGAGGGGGUCUGUGAUUGGUUGGUGCUGUCAGGUAGAGCAGCUGUGACUUUAGUUUGUUUCUCAGGUGAAGUUGUUGGUUUGAUUAGACAUGUUGUAGUUUUCUGUUGUUGUCUCUGAGCCGUGUGUCCUUCACUGAACUCUUGUUUCAGUCGUCUGUUUGUGUUCCUGAGGCUCCAUUUUGUUCCAAACAUUUCAAAUAUAUUUCAAUAAAAGACGUUAUCUACUGAG